GGCCAAUGAGCGGCGGCGGGAGGUGAAAUCCGGUUCUAACCGGUCCGGGGCUCCCAGCGCUAUAAAAACUUUAUAAACCCCCCGGAGCCCUAGCAGUGUGAGGAGACGAGAUCGACCCCCGGACCGAGUGAGGCCCGCGCGCUGCUGCAUCCCUGCGUCCCGCCCGGACGUCCCGCCGCCGUCGCCAUCAUGCCCAAGAGAAAGGCUGAAGGGGAUGCUAAAGGAGAUAAAGCCAAGGUGAAGGACGAACCACAGAGAAGAUCUGCCAGGUUAUCAGCUAAACCUGCUCCUCCAAAGCCAGAGCCCAAGCCUAAAAAGGCCCCUGCAAAGAAGGGAGAGAAGGUACCAAAAGGGAAAAAGGGGAAAGCUGAUGCUGGCAAAGAUGGGAAUAAUCCUGCAGAAAAUGGAGAUGCCAAAACAGACCAGGCACAGAAAGCUGAAGGUGCUGGAGAUGCCAAGUGAAGUGUGUGCAUUUUUGAUAACUGUGUAUUUCUGGUGACUGUACAGUUUGAAAUACUAUUUUUUAUCAAGUUUUAUAAAAAUGCAGAAUUUUGUUUUACUUUUUUUUUUUUUUUUUUUUUUUUUAAGCUAUGUUGUUAGCGCACAGAACACUUCAUUGUUAUUUUUGGGGGGAAGGACACAUAGUACUAAUAGAAUGUCUCCAAAGCUGGACUGACAUGGGGGGGAAUACCCUUCCCUUCUAGUUUUGAGAAACUUCCUCUUGGUUCCCGGGAGGAGGGAUCUCUUGAUGUUGACACACAUUAGCCAUCUUGGCACAAACACUUUGUCGUGUGGAAAAACUAAAAUUCGUUUUUAUGUCCUUUUCUCCCUCUCCACUUUAAGCAUAGACUUUGCCUGUCUUAAGCCCAGAGACCUAUGGGACCUGACCCCAAAAAAUUGAUUUCCAGUAUGUUGUGCAGCCUGGACUGUCCAGUGUCACCACUGAGAUGGCAUUCCUCAAAAGAGCGGCAGUUCCUUUUUAGAUUGUGGAUCUACAGAUUGAUCUUCUCGGCUAUUUUCAUUUCAUUUCCUGAAAGUCAGGGUCGGCUUGUGAAAAGUUGUCAAACAACAUGCUUAAUGUGAAAUGUCAACCCUCACUCUAAACUUCCGCUGUUCAGAGCAUCAGAUGAAGACUUCAUUGGGUUUUAUAGUGGCUUUCUGGUUUUGGUAGUUCAUUGAAGAAGGGAGUUUGAAAAUUGUUGUAUACUGUUAACGAUUGUCUGCCCAUGUCCUGCCUGAAAUACCAUGAUUGUUUAUUAAAAGUAUCUUUAAUAAAGCUGGAUACAGUUUGGCUUGGAA
This is a messenger RNA of Pipistrellus kuhlii (Kuhl's pipistrelle), 1299 nucleotides long. It is a transcript of the gene HMGN2, whose product is annotated as high mobility group nucleosomal binding domain 2. The record is from RefSeq and is a predicted model, not a curated record. The transcript is spliced from 6 exons. Bases 190 to 462 code for a protein of 90 amino acids. Lineage: Eukaryota; Metazoa; Chordata; Mammalia; Chiroptera; Vespertilionidae. Gene Ontology annotation, cellular component: nucleus; chromatin. Gene Ontology annotation, molecular function: nucleosomal DNA binding. Gene Ontology annotation, biological process: chromatin organization.